This is a messenger RNA of Geodia barretti, 476 nucleotides long. Lineage: Eukaryota; Metazoa; Porifera; Demospongiae; Tetractinellida; Geodiidae. The record is from the annotation of a GenBank genome assembly.
UCUAUCCUGACUCGGACACAGAGUGCAAAAACGGAGCCCUCGCCCUCGCCUGUGCAUGUGUCCAUGCAAAAAUCAAGUCACCUUCCUCGUGUACUCACCGCCACAGCCAGAGGUCUGGGCCACUGGAGCAAGUUCAAGGCACAGAUCCCAAUGCUCUUUGAAAUCAUAGGGACGCUUGACUCGGCAGUAGUGGCGGGACCACUUGGCUCCAGAGAGUUCAGUGUUCAGGCAGGAGAUGGAGCACUGCGCUGCCUCUACUGGGAGAUUGACACAACCCUCCCUCAUCUGGUCAGAGGGAAACCCAUUAGAGUGGUUGGAGGCUGGGACGAGAAGCAGGAGUGGCUCAAGUGCCACAGUGUGCGUGAGGCCACCCAGGACGAGGUGCAGACAGCGGGGGACAUGGUGACUCUGUGUGAUGCUGCCAUGAGAGAGACACUGGCUACCACCCCAGAGAUGUGACACCCCUGCUUCACCAU